CUCCCGUGGGUCACACAUUAUUUAAUCUUCCGCUUUUUAUUGAGAGCGGAGAGAGUUAUUGCUGACUACGGUUUCUAUUUUUGGUGCAAUUGGGCAAUUCCCGAAUUAUUCAGCCCUUAUAAUGGGCGAAGGCUAAAAACUUCCUUUAAGAUCACUCGUCGACGAGAACAGAGUCAAAAAUGGUGGUCGGUGAAUCAAAUGGCGGGUUCUCUAUCGAAAAUGAAGUUGUUAUUUUAGUCGAAGGGACCGCCAACCUCCUUCCUUACUUCGAAAUCCUCCGUAAAGACUAUCUUGACCCAGUCAUAGAGAUUUUGAAUGGUGGUCCCUUGCAAGAAAGCUCCUGUUUUUUUGGUGAUGAGUACGGACAGAAUCAGUAUUGUCUCAUAAUCUAUGGCACCAAGGGUUCUCACUUUGAAGAUGCUGUACAACUUGUAAAAUAUACCAGAAAUGUUCAUGACUUUGUAAAGUCAAUUGAUGACAUAAGGUUCAGCGGAGGUGGAGGACAAGAGGGCAGCUUACUUGCUGAAGGUUUAGGUUUUGCUUUACAGGCCUUUGAUGACAUGAAGAAUCACAGACAAAGUUCCAAUGUCAAAAGAAGUUGCAUUGUUGUUAGCAAUUCCCCUCCAUAUCCACAACCAACAAGAGAAUGUUUGAAUUAUCAAAACAAGACUGUAGAACAACUAGCUGAAUUCAUGGCAAAGGACAACAUCAACCUGUCAAUCAUAUCACCUAGGAAACUUCCAGCUCUGCAGAAGGUCUUUGAAGUGUCAAUGCGUGAUGACAGUAGAGGUGCAAUGGCCAAAGACUUCUCUAAAGAUCCACAUCACAUGGUAUGCCUUAGAGGUCUGGUGUUGCCAGGAACAGCUGGUGCUGUUACCAAAACAUCUCCUCAAGCUAAAGGUGCAGCAGGAGUUGGUCAGUCAGCUGUUAAAAAGGAAUCAGACACAACACCACCCAAACAGACAGGGUUGGGUAAUAAAGGGUCUCCUGCAGCAGUUAACAGCCCUGCUGGACAGAUGGGAAGCCCAAGACGCACAGCAACAGAUGGUUCUGCUGCAGAGCCAACUACACGUAAAACAAAGGCCCAAUCAAGGGCUCAAAAAUCACCUCAGGCAGGGUCGGCACAGGACAACCCCUAUGUUUCUAAGGUUCCUGUUCCAGUCAGCCAACCCAUGGUCAUCAAUAAGCAGAUGCCAAAUUUUCCUCCCAAUUUUAUUGCGAACGUCCCUACAAUGCCUUCUACUAUYGCAAUGACGCCUGCUGUACCAACUGCAACACCUCAGAAUUCAGGAGUUGUCACACAAAAUGAAGCCGUCAACAAAUUUCAAAACAGUAUUGGGAACAGGCCUGGAAUACAUGCACCAGAGCAAAUGCAUCAAGGGAAUAUAACAAGGGCACUGGCAUGGACUGGAACAUUGGAAUGGAGUGAAACAGUGAAAACCGACCCUAAUCAGCAGCAACAAAGGAUUACUCGCUCUCUUGCUUGUCACAUAUCUGUUGCACCUGGAUACGCAUUGAAGACUGAUAAGUGGCCAGCGAAACUAAUCAUGCAACUGAUUCCACAGCAAUUACUGUCAACUUUAGGCCAUCUCCUUCAAAACUGUAAGACAGUGGCAUUUCAUUUUCCUGCUACAGAUCCUGAGUCCCUCAGGGCUCUUUAUCGAGUAAUGGCUCUUAAUGGUGUGAAAUUCGCUGGAUGUGUGCAUUUUACACCGGUUCCUGGAUGUGAUAUCAAGGUCCUCCUCCUAAUCUACAGUCCAAAGAAGAAAGCCUUUGUAGGGCUCAUUCCUCAUGAUCAGGGAAAUUUUGUCAAUGGAAUAAGGACUGUACUGCAGAAGUAUCGACAAGACCAGAUUAAAAAGUUUCAGCUUCAACGGCAGCAAAUGAUGCAACUUCGACAGCAACAAUUGCAGCACCAGCAGCAGCAACAGUCACAGCAAUUUCCAAACGCAUUGCAACAGUUUGGCCAAUCCAACCCAGGACUUCAGCCAACCCAAGUCAGCCUACCUAACACACAGGUAGACGAACAGUCUCUCAUGUCAUCAGGGGUGAGCACCAUGCUGCAAACAGCUGUACCUUCUCAAGCUCAAUCAAUGGACGGCAUUACUCCUAGCACUCAAAMAAGCAUGGCAUUUACCACUGGAACUGUUGGCGGAACCAUGACAACGACAUUACCAACGAUGCCUCUUGAUCAAGAACAAAACAUUCAACUGCAACAAGCCCAACAACAAGCCCAACAACAAGCGCAAGCUCAACAGCAACAACAAGCUCAACAACAGGCACAACAACAACAACAGCAGCAACAGCAACAGCAACAGCAGCAGUUCCAAGUCCCUAAUCAGCAACAGCUCACCCAACCAACACAGGCGGCUGCUGCACAGGUUCCUUCACAGCUUCGCCACCUUUUACAACAUGUUCAGAACCAGACAUCGGCGCAGAGCACAGGCCAGCAACCCACCAUGACACAACAGCAGUGGCAGUUACGACAACGACAGCUUUUACAACUGCAACAACAGCGUCAGUCUCAGCAGCAACUGGCGCAAGUUGGACAAAUACCUCAGGUACAAAUGACGUCAGCUCAAAUGGUCCAGUCACAGCCACAGAUGGCACCAGGCCAAGUAACACAAGCGCAAAUGACCGCGCAGGGUCUUGCCCAAGGACAGCCUACAUUCCUGCCCGAAAACAUGAGUUUGAUGGAGUUAUUACAGUAGUGAAGUAGGAAUGAAACGUAGGUAGUACAAUUGUAGGAAAAUGUAUGUUAUUUCGCAACAGCGUUUGUGUCUUUGCGCAGGGAUCCCUGUGGUUACCAUACCUACCAUCCUUCCUCUGAAAAAAGCACAGGCAGCCCAAUCUCUUGUUCUAUGGUGUUGUAGUAUUUGAAUGUUAACGGUAAUAUUUCGUAGCAUAUAAAGUUAGUACUUUUAAGAUGAAUAACGACUUUUCUUCAUAGCUUUUUGUAUCUUUUAUCUUUUAUCUAUAUAUAUAACAGAUAUAAUUUUAUUUUACAGGUAAUAGUUAUCUUACUGUAAAGCGCAUCGAGGCUCUCAGGAUGCGCUAUAUAAAUACUAUUUCAUUAUUUUUAUUAUUAUUAUUUUGAUAAAAAUGCACCAAACUGGCUUCAAAAUCAGCAAAACAUCACAGAUACAACGAGCUUUACUACAAGCUAUGCUACGAAAUAUUACCGUUAACAUUCAAUUACUACAACGCAACAGAACAAGAGAUUAGGCUGCCUGAGAAAAAAGCUGUUUUAAGAAACUGGUCUUGGUGUAUGCAAGUAAUUUAUGCAGCUAGUGAAGUACUUGUGUAUGCAUUUAGCCCCAGCUUUAAUAUGAUGCAGCAAUAAUGAUGAAAAAGUAGUCAUGGCAGAUAUGAUAUAGGAUACAAGUAUGAUAUUUGGUUGGGAGGACCACGUGUUUUCCCAUAAAUAUAGUUUAUGUAUCAACAUGACAACCACUUUUAACCCCUGUAAAUGUGAUAGCAAACGUUUAAACUGCCUUAACAUAGGUGCCACGGCAUUGACCCUUGGGAAUGGUUACAAACUACCGAAAUAGUUACAGGAUCAUCCAACAUGGCCACCGCUUUUACCCCUGCAAAUGUGAUUUCAACCGCUUAAACUACUACAAGCGACCGUUAGAAUAGAUGCCACUGCAUUAACCCUUGGGAAUGGUUACAAACUACCGAUAUAGUUACAGGAUCAUCCAACAUGGUCAUCCAUUACGGCCACCACUUUUACCCCUGUAAAUGUGAUAGCAAUCGCUUAAACUACUUCAAGCGACCGUUACUUAGAAUAUAUGCCACGGCAUUAAUCCUUUGGAAUGGUGACAAACUACCGAUAGUGAACAUCAUCCAUGUUGGACUGAUCAAAGUGUUGUAGGCUAGUAUAUAUCUAAUUUACAAAACCAGUAAUCGCAGCCUGCCACUUUUUUUAUUCUUACAACAAUAAUUUAAAAACACGUUUAAAACAUUGGAUAUAAAAAAUAUCUAGGCAUAGUAUCGUCCAGUAUAUUUAGCGAAGGCGACUUUAGUCUCUUAUGACAUAUAAAACUUUAACCAUAAUGAAUAAAUAUAAAUCUUUUACAAUAGCGGAUAUGUAGGCGAUAUGAAAUAAGUCAUUUCAAUAUCCAAGAAUAUCUAAUGAUAUUAAUUAUAAAAUAAAUGUUAAAAAUCUUGCRUUCUGAUUGGUUGGGAGCGCGUGCUUUAUGAGAGAGCACGCACGUACGCACACAUUUUUAAUGAGGAUACCAUCAUCACAAUCAGGGGUUUACAGAAGGUUCCUAAAAUGACGACGACGAUGAUGUUGGUGAUGAUGAUGUUGAUGAUGAUGUUGGUGAUGAUGAUGAUGACGAUGRUGKUGRUGAUGUCGAUGACCACAUAAUCUACUACCAGACUCCCUUGCACACUUUUAAUAACACUUCUCAUAAGGGAAAACAAAUUUAAAUACGAAAGAAAAUUCAGGAAGCAUUAUGGUAGAAGGAGUAUAAUGACGUCAAUAUGCAAACGUCCUAUUUGGUAAGUGUAUAGUAUUUAUACUUUAUUUAGAUGUAAAGUAAUAUCGUAAAAAUUCCAACUACCUCGAGGACAAAAUUUAAUAAAAUUUAAUAGAUAAAA
Actinia tenebrosa (Australian red waratah sea anemone) is the source of this 4608-nucleotide messenger RNA. Its product is annotated as mediator of RNA polymerase II transcription subunit 25. Gene Ontology annotation, biological process: positive regulation of transcription by RNA polymerase II. Gene Ontology annotation, cellular component: transcription regulator complex; mediator complex. The record is from RefSeq and is a predicted model, not a curated record. NCBI's taxonomy places the organism in Eukaryota, Metazoa, Cnidaria, Anthozoa, Actiniaria, Actiniidae.